AUGGCGGCGCAACAGCACGAUGCCGGGCCACCCGCGAACGGUGCGCCGACGCAGCCGCCCUCCAAAUCGGAAACCGCUACGCCAAAGUUGAACAAUGAGGUGGAGCUCGGCAACAUGGUUGGAGAGUCUGCGCAGAACGACAUCAUGCAGAUGGCAAGGGUUGGGGACAUUGCCGGCAUGGAGAAGCUGUUCGAGACGAGCGAGUACGAUGCAACCUACACAGACGACGAGGGCAUCACCCCGUUACAUUGGGCCGCCAUCAACAACCAGUACGCCAUGUGCAAGUUUCUGAUCGAGCGCGGCGCCCCGAUCAACAAGAAGGGCGGAGAGAGCGUGGCGACGCCGCUGCAAUGGGCCGCCCAGCGCUGCCACUACUACACCGUACAUCUGCUCCUCCAACACGGCGCCGAUCCCCUGAUCACCGACGCCCAGGGCUACAACACGCUCCAUAUCAGCACCUUUAACGGAAACCUCCUCCUGAUUAUCUUGCUGCUCCACCAGGGCAUCCCAGUCGACGUCGAAGACGCCUACGGCCACACCGGUCUGAUGUGGUCCGCCUACAAAGGGUAUCCAGCCUGUGUGGAUGUCUUUCUACGAUGGGGAGCCAGCGUUCACGCGAAGGACGAGCAAGGGUUUACAGCACUGCAUUGGGCGCUGGUCAAGGGAAGCUCGGGCUGCAUACAGAAGAUCAUCGAAUACGGCGCAGACCGGUUCGCCAAGACGACGACGGGCAAGACGCCGUCGAUCACUGCAAGGGAGCUCAACACGGCGGCGGCGUGGCACAAGGCGCUGUACGAGUGCGGCUACGACGAGGAAGGAAACCCUGUCGUCCCGAGCUGGCCGGGGGCGAGCUACCUGCUAAAGGACAGGAGGGGAUUCACGACCAAGUUCUUCUUCUUGUGGCCGUUCGUGCUGGUGUGGGCGACGAUAACCCUCUUUGCGCGCAUGCCCGUGUAUGCGGGCAUUCCGUUUGGGCUGCUGGCUGCGUACACGGCGCAGUGGGUGGGUAAGCAGCUCCUUACCUAUGCGCCGCCAGACAUGAGGCAGUUUGAGAAGACGCCUUGGAUGGCGGGCAUCUUCGCCGCAUCGCUAUCUUUGGUGGGUCUAAAUUGGCUUUUCACGGUCUUCCCAGGCACUGCGUUUGGCGAUGAUGGGACGUGGUUGUGGAAUUUUCUGUUCGCCGUCUUCUUUGCCCUUACCGCCUUCUUCUACACCAGAUGCAUGGUCGACGACCCAGGCUUCGUGCCAAAGCUCAACGGCAUUGCCGAGCAGAAGGCAGUGAUCGACGGGCUGAUCAGCCUGUGGAAAUACGACGAAGCGCACUUCUGCGUGACGUGCAUGAUUCGGACGCCCCUACGAAGCAAGCACUGCCGUAGGUGUCAGCGCUGCGUGGCCAAGCAUGACCAUCACUGCCCCUGGGUCUACAAUUGCAUCGGCGUCAACAACCACCGCCACUUCUUCAUCUACCUCAUCAGCCUCACCCUCGGCGUCCUCGUCUACGAUAUGCUUACCUAUCGCUAUUUCUCCACCGUAACACCCAUCGCCCCCGACGAAUGCGCCAUCCUUGCCCCGUCCCUCUGCCGCGUCAUCAACGCCGACGCCUACAGUCUCCUUCUCGCCAUCUGGGCCUCGCUGCAGCUCACCUGGGUUAGCAUGCUCCUCUUUGUCCAGUUCAUCCAGAUCAGCCGCGCCAUGACAACCUACGAAAAUAUGUUUGGCGUCAACCUCCGCGCCGCCGCGUCCCUCGCGAGCGCCUUUACCUCCACCGGCGCCCCGCUCGACCCGUCCACGGCCGCGCCGCCCGGCGGGUCCGACGUCGGCCCGCAUGCCCCGCCCGGGCAUCACCACCACCACGGCGGUGGCUUCCUGAAGACGUGGGGCCGGCUGUUGGGCGUCGACACGUUUAUUGAGACGGCACGCGGCAGGGGCGCCGCGGCUGGGGGGAGGCGGAGGGAGGCCGGGAGCAGGAAUCCGUUUAGUAGGGGGUGUAUGGCGAAUUGUAGGGACUUUUGGUGCGAUCCGGCGCCGGUGUUUGGGAAACGGGAGACUGGGGCCGCGGUGUUGGGCGGCGUGCCGGUGAAUUAUACUGAGAUGUACGAGAGUCCGGCGGUUAUGGAUGUGUUGAGGGUAGGAGGAGGAGGGAGGAGGGGGGCGUAUGAGGCUGUAGCCGGGGAGGAGGUUUAGGCGGAUGGGUGAAGAUACUGAUGAGCUCAUGAUGGUUGUGGCAUGAUGCGUUAUGUACGAGGUGCCGUGUUUAAAUGGCUGGUUGCGUCGUUGCUGCUGAAGAAGGCCUGGAGUCUGGAAAUUCUGCGUAUAGAAGUGGGAUUGUUUGCGGACUGCGGUAUGAUUUCGGGCCAUGAGCAAAGGUCUGGUGUUAUCGGACGUUUGGACGGAGAUAAUGGGCUAUCCCAUUUUUGAUCCCAAAUAAAUAAUCCUAACACCUCAUCGCCCUGUCGCC
Messenger RNA from Parathielavia appendiculata, 2458 nucleotides. Its product is annotated as ankyrin. Bases 1 to 2184 code for a protein of 727 amino acids. Gene Ontology annotation, molecular function: palmitoyltransferase activity; protein binding. The record is from RefSeq and is a predicted model, not a curated record. Gene Ontology annotation, cellular component: Golgi membrane. Lineage: Eukaryota; Fungi; Ascomycota; Sordariomycetes; Sordariales; Chaetomiaceae. The transcript is spliced from 6 exons. Gene Ontology annotation, biological process: protein palmitoylation.